Messenger RNA from Cricetulus griseus (Chinese hamster), 7660 nucleotides. The record is from RefSeq and is a predicted model, not a curated record. Lineage: Eukaryota; Metazoa; Chordata; Mammalia; Rodentia; Cricetidae.
GUGCGCUGCUGCGGCACCCCGGGCUCGCCCCCCGGAGCCCUCAAGCAGUUCCUGCCUCCGGGAACCACCGGGGCUGCGGCCUCGGCCGCCGAAUACGGUUUCCGCAAAGAGAGGGCGGCGCUGGAGCAGUUGCAGGGUCACAGGAACAUCGUGACUUUAUAUGGAGUCUUUACCAUACACUUCUCUCCAAAUGUGCCAUCACGCUGUCUGUUGCUUGAACUCCUGGAUGUCAGUGUUUCGGAAUUGCUCUUAUAUUCCAGUCACCAGGGUUGCUCCAUGUGGAUGAUACAGCAUUGUGCCAGAGAUGUUUUGGAGGCCCUUGCUUUUCUUCACCAUGAGGGCUAUGUCCACGCAGACCUCAAACCUCGAAACAUACUGUGGAGUGCUGAGAAUGAAUGCUUUAAGCUUAUUGACUUUGGGCUUAGCUUCAAAGAAGGCAAUCAGGAUGUAAAGUAUAUUCAGACAGACGGUUAUCGAGCUCCAGAAGCAGAACUACAGAAUUGUUUGGCCCAGGCUGGCCUGCAGAGUGAUACAGAGUGUACCUCAGCUGUUGACCUGUGGAGCCUCGGAAUCAUUUUACUGGAAAUGUUCUCAGGCAUGAAACUGAAACAUACAGUCAGAUCUCAGGAAUGGAAGGCAAACAGUUCUGCUAUUAUUGAUCAUAUAUUUGCCAGUAAAGCAGUGGUGAAUGCCGCAAUUCCAGCCUAUCACCUCAGAGACCUUAUCAAAAGCAUGCUUCAUGAUGACCCAAGCAGAAGGAUCCCUGCUGAGAUGGCAUUGUGCAGCCCAUUCUUUAGCAUUCCUUUUGCCCCUCAUAUUGAAGAUCUGGUGAUGCUUCCCACGCCAGUGCUUAGACUCCUCAAUGUACUGGAUGACGAUUACCUUGAAAAUGAGGAUGAAUAUGAAGAUGUUGUAGAAGAUGUAAAAGAAGAGUGUCAGAAAUAUGGACCAGUGGUUUCUCUGCUUGUUCCAAAGGAAAAUCCUGGCAGAGGACAAGUCUUUGUUGAGUACGCAAAUGCUGGUGAUUCCAAAGCUGCUCAGAAAUUGCUGACUGGGAGGAUGUUUGACGGAAAGUUUGUUGUGGCUACAUUCUACCCGCUGAGUGCCUACAAGAGGGGAUACCUGUAUCAAACCUUGCUUUAAUCAGUAACCUAAGGACUAUUUCCCGUUUCUCCUCUUCCAUUUCUUGGAUUACUAUAUUCCACAGCUGAACGCAGGAGCACCCCUUUACCCAUUUGAAAGGGUACCUUGUACAUUUAUUUAAUCCUACUAAUGUGCAGCCAUUGCCCAAACAGUGACUGCAUUGCAAACAUUGGCACUGAGUAGGACAAGACCUCUCAGCUAUACAUUGAGGGGGUUAGAGCACCCAUGUGGGCACCCUUCGUUUGUGCAGUAGGGCAGGUGCUGUUCUUUAGUAUGUAACCUAAAAAGAUGUCAUUUCAUGUGGUGAUGAAGCAAAGAUGAGUAAUUUGUCAUAGUGAAUUUUAUUAACAAGUUUGUUAAGGUUGGUGACAUCACAGAUUAUUUGUUUGUAUUGUCAGGUGUAUCUCAUUGUUAUUCUAGCUGGCACUGGAUGCUCUAAUAAUGUUAAGUCAUUGUCAAGCAGCAGUUACCAACCAUGUUCUUAACAAUGAGUUGUGAAUUUUUCUAAGGGAGUACUGUAGGACUUAAUAUUCCUCUGAAGAAACUGCAGUGAGCCUAUCAACAUUUUUAAAAUUACUAUUAGGCUUUUAAAAUAGAAAGCUGAUGCUUGAUCUUGCACAAUUUUUAUGUCUAGUAUGUAUGCUUGAGUGGGUGUGUGGGUGUGAAAGAAUAGAGAAAUUUGAGUCAGUGUACUUUAUAGUGUGAGUCUUGUGAGCUAAUACAGUCUAUAACCAUUUCUUCCUACCUGUUUCACACUUGUGAAACUUGAAAUAUAGGUUUCUUGAAAGUUGGUCUGACUGAUAGAAUGUAAAUGACAAAACAGUUCAUUCCUGUAAAGUGCAGAACAAACUGGAGUCUAGACCAGGGUUACAUUGAACUCUUCAAAGUGACUGGAACAAAAAAGGUUUUUAGUACAUGUCAAUUAUCCCAUUCUUUGGUCUACUCUAGACCCGAGAGUGACUCAUCUGUUUUGUACUGAACCUCUUGUGAUAAUUGUAAAAUUUCUCCAGAUGUGAUUUUUUUUUUCUGCUAAAAUGGAAAAUUGAAGUGGAUCAGAAAAACAGUUACAGUGAAGGGAAAAGAGAAAAGUGUAAAGAAGCUAGCUAAUCAUGGAUCCUUUGGUCCUCCCUGUGUCCUCCCUGCUGCCCGGCCACCCUCACCUCAUUUCCCAGAGCUCUGCCUCUGUCUGCAGCUGGAGGGCAGGGUCCCAGUCACUGGCUGUAAGGGAGUAAAGGAAGGUUGAGGUGUUAGGAGGUGGAAGUAGAAGCUCCACAGCAACCGAAUGUGCCCUUGAUCAGAGGGCACAGGUGACUGUGGCUUGAGGAUUGUGAGCAUGGAUUCUUCUUUCUGUAGUAGAUGCCUGGAGAGCUGUGAACUUAGGGAACCUUUAUAAAGCACUGACUGUACAGGACAACCCACAACGUGUACACCAGUUAAGAAUUGUUUUCCUGUUUCCUUACCUAAAUGAAAGUUUUAUUUAUUUAUUUUUCCUUAGGGAAGAGUGUUUUGUUUCUUUCCCUCAUGGCAUCCUGCUUAUAUAGUUUUCUCAUGUCCAUGCCAUACAAGCUCCUGAAAGCUCCAUUAAAAUUUGCAUUUUAGUGGAUGAAUUAUUUUACCCUGUUCAAACAUACACUGUCCAACAUUUGUUAGUAAAAUCAAAUUAUUCAGAGCUCCCUCUUUUGAAGUUAAACUUGUCAUAAGGGGAUUGUCUGAUGAAUUAUCUAGUGGUCUUAUGUCAUGGUCCCUGAUGUGUUCCUUAGAAAGAAGGAUUUUUCCGGGAUUGAUUGGGUGACUGGGUUCCAAGUCAAAAUUGAAGAGCAUAGAAUCAGUACUGUGAAGUCCUAAGCUUUCCUAAAACAUAAAUAUUUAUACCAGGAGCUGUUUCUUUGGUCACAGGGUACAGUGAAUUCUUCUGAAGGGCAAGUAUGGUCAGCACAUAUCCCCCCCCUUCAUAAAAAGAUCCUUGCAAAUAAACUGCAGAUGGGCUUCCGAGCUUUGUCGUGCAGUGUGCUGCUAACAUUUCUGCACUUACAGCAGUCUGUGAUCCUCGUUAUUGCAAAUGUAGUCAUAAAUAUGUGUAGCAUUUGACACUGUAGACUUAUUACAGAAGAUCAUUUUAAGGGAGCUAAGGAAGUAGAUGAUGAGCCCAAAUAAUUACAUUGAAUUAAAUAUUUUAUAUUGACGCCACAGAAUUGAAAACAAAAUAUAGCCUACUAUGAUUUAAAGCAUUGUUUGAUAGCUCUUAACCCAUUUGCCAAAGAGGACAGCUGUAGAUUCUCCCUCUGAUACUAUGAGGACUUUCAUUUUAAUAUCUUUCUUAAACUGGGACCAAAUAUUAUAAAAGAUGCAAUUUUCACAAUAAAUAUAUGCAUAGAAAUUUUAAUUCUUUGGAGUUAUUAGAAACCUAGAAUUCCCUUAUUAAGAGGCAAGGCAAAGAGGUGAAGGUUCAUGUUACUUAGCCCCUGUCUCUGGGGGCAAGUUUUAUCUCAGGUAGUUUUACUUUCCCUAUAUUAAUAUUUGUGCUUCCUUCCCUCUUGCCUUCCCACUUCCUUCUUUAUUCUUCCAUGGUACUACUCUCCUGUGGCACAUAUUGUCCUAGAUAAGGCAUAGGAAGCAGUUGCUCCCUAGGAAAUUUUGGGUUCUUUAGAAGUAUUUGGAGGAGGUGGCUAGUAGCCAUGAUCAAAACUAUAAUAGUGUAUUUAGAAGGGAAUAGAGUUGGGCCCGUCAGUAAGGUGUCUAUUAUGACUGGAUGCCCUCCUUCCUUUGUGGCCGUUGGCACAGUGGCUCUCUUUGGGAAAUAGCCCUUUCUGUUGUCUUCUUGAGCUAAAUAAUGGCUGCUUUUAGAAUCCAAUGACUAACAUGGUUUUGCUCAUCUGUCUGUGUGUUCAUUGAGAGAAGUGUGGCCUUCUCUUUCAGUUGUAGCUGCUAAGGGGUGUUGAGAUGGUUACCCUGCCACCAACCAUGCUGCCACACAGAGAGGUGCGGAAGAGUUGCAGGUGUAAGGCUUCUUUUUCUGUCUUACUACACUGGACUUUCCCUCAAGUGAGGGCAUCAGUUAGGGAAGAACUUAAAGGCAAAGUUAGAAUCUCAUCAGAAGCUGUUUCGUGGCUCUUUGGAAUUUAUUGAUCAAAGGCAGCUGGCUGACAGUUUGUCACCAUUUUUGGUAGUUCUCACUCUGGCUUACUAGGCCUAUUGUACAUAGCAUUUUAUUUUUCAGCAGUUAUUGAAAAUGAUCAUCAUUGUAACUGAUGAUAAUUAGAACAGCAUAGUGGGUGAGGGAAUCUCUUAGGGAGACACUUGUAACUGUGUGGUUUACCUAGACUCUCACUCAGAGGGUACGGGCUGGCUAUUAUAUUCAGAUUAGUAUACAGAUAGGAGUACAUCGUGACUUUCCAUCUUUUAGAUGUGUAGCUAGCUCAAGUAAUGAGCAAGUGCCUUGUGUUUCCUGGUGAAUAUUAAACCUCAUCUGGGCGAAAGCUCCAGGUGAUGACUGCACUGUCGCCUUUUUCUCGGAAUAACUUGGACUGAGUCAUGUGAAUCCAGAAUUUCCUUGGCUUACUUAAAACAUACAUAUGUAUAAAACUGUUCCUAUUUGAUUUACCUCAGUAUUGCAUGUUGACGGAAAGGCCAGUUCUACUUGUAGGCUCUCACUUCUCUGGUUAGGUUCCUUCCUCAGAUCUCAUUGCUCCAGCUCUCUAUCUGUUGUACAUUGUGGUCACGUAUCGACCUGUGCUUGGUCAGUGCUAGCUCAAAAAUUCCUGUUUCUUGAGGUGCUCAGCAUUUGCCUUUCUAUUGAAUAGGGUUUCUUUCCACUUGGUAUUACUAGCUUCCUCAAAGAAUACAUGGAUCCUGAGUCUCUGUCAUGUGGAGCUCAUCUGAGUAUGUUUAGAUUUUAGAUUCUUAAUCAUGGAGAAGCUUGGGUAUUUUAGUGCUUAGAGUGCCCCCCCCAAUUGGAUUUUGUUCCUUUCUUCACCUGACACCACAGGAUGAAUCAUCUUCUUUUCCUUGCCACCUCACCAAGAUGGUGUUCCCUAUGUUUAAAGUUGUCUGAUGACUAAUGCUUAAGACCAUGACAAGCAGUUAGCAGGUACUAGAUAUUUAAGAAGGUAAACAACUUAGACUAUUUUUGCUAUGACUUUAUAGGAGAAAUGAGUUGUCAAAGAGAUACGUAUAAUAAGCCAGGGAACGUGUAGGGUAAAGAGAUUUUUGGGGACAGGGUUUCAUGGUGUCUAGACUGGCCUCCACUCAGGAUCACUGUCUCAGCCUCCCAAGGGCUGCUUAUUAUCACAGGUGUGCACCAUCAUGCCCAGCUCCUUUAGGAAACUAUUUUAUAGGUGGUCAUAAAGGUAAUUUUUCAGGAUAUAAAACAAACUUAAAAGUUUACACAAAUUCUGUUGUCCUGUUAAAAACUAUUGAUUUUCUAUUAGCUCAGCACUUUCCCUGUUUUUGUGCUGCUUAUAGGAAUGGUUGCUUUAAAUUUGCUGUAUUUGUGCCUUUCUGAGAGUCAUAAUCAUGACAGUUGUGUUUCUUGGCACUAUUCUAAAUGCUGGCGUCCUGGGAUCCUCUCUAAACUGGGUAGCUGUCACAACAAUGUGAAGAAAAAUUGGUGGGUCUUUUGGAGGUGGUGUGUGUUUUGUGAACCGAGUUCCUAGUGCUUUAAUGAAAAGGCAGCAAGAUGUGCUCUUAUUUGCCUUUUGUGGCCAUUAAUUUCUACUUCUCUGUAUAAUGAAAGCAAGUUACAUUCUGAGAAGAAAACUGGAAUUGUUUGCUCUUUUGUUUGUUUCUUACUGAGAAACUUGUGUAAAGAGUAGGCCACUACCACCUUCAGCCACUGAUUAUCAGUGAGCGAAUCUAUAGUCAUUCUUUAAAAUCCUCCAUUGGAGGGCUGAAGAGAUGGCUCGGGGGGGUUAAGAGUACUGGCUGCUCUUCUAGAGGACCUGGGUUCGGUUCCCAGCAUCCACAUGGUAGCUCACAGCUUCAGAUCCAGGGAAUCCAACACCCUCCCCUAGACAACCGUAUAGGCAAAAACAGCAGUGCACAUAAAAUAAAGAUAAAUAAAAUCUGUGGAUGGAAUCACUUCCCCCUUUCUCUGUCAGCUCCUCAGAAUCUCUUCAGUACCUUGAAUUACCUUUAUUGUGUUCUUUUAUUAGGUAUGUCACCAGAGGCUGUCAGAGUUAAGAGUCCUUAAUAGGAAUAGGGAAAAGGCAUUAGUAAUCUUCCACACACAGUUCAUGGUCUAAAAAAUCUCUCCUCAUUACCCAUAGCAUAAAAACAUUGCCUUUCUUACACAUUCCUUAGGAGAUGGUUGUCAGGGUUUAUGAGGCCAGAUUAAAUAUCCAUAUUCAGUUUGUCCUAAUUUUUUAAAGUGUUUGAGUUUCAGCCCUUGUGCAUUUGGGGUUCACUACUAUUCUUGCAAAUUGAAGCUCAGAAAAAAACUGGGGGCCAGCCAUCUCUGUCUUCCUCUUUUUGCACAUGGGGUGGGUGGCAUUGUUAUGCACUAACUGCAGUUACAGCACCUUGUGAAAAGAAGUGUAAGUAGUGUUUAUUAUUAUAGUAAGAAAAGCCUUUCAUCUGCACUUCUGUAAUCAGCAGAGUACAAAGCUGUCACAUACAUCUUUUCCAUCUGCAUUUACUUUUCAUUCUUAGUUAUUUUUUGAAAAUCUUAAAAUACUUUAACAUUCCUUAAAUCUCCUUUAAGUAGUUCACAUCUGGGGUAGAAGGCUUUUUUUUCCCAUCCUGAAAAGGGCUCUGUCUUUUCCAUCUUUUUUUGUCACUCUUAGACAUCCAUUUAUGAUCUAUACAUUUUAAUGGUUUCUGGUCUCGAGACUAUGUCAGCACUGGAGUGAUCGGUUGUGAAUGUGAAAACCUACUGUUUUCCCUUGCAAACAUGGAAUUACUGUUUUGGGCAUAGGAGGUCUGGUUUAAAAAAAAAACAAACAAAACAAAACCAUGAAAGAUCACUUAAACCAAAGCCAGUUCUAAGGAGUGUUCACUCCUGUUGGUUUACCUUCUCAGAGCGACAGGAAAAUUACAGUGCGCAGUGAGUUGUUGUCUGUGACAUUUCUACCGGUAUUUCAGUAAUGUGUUGGUCUUGGCAUUUCUUGAUGCUAUGAUUCUGUUUUGUUUUGUUUUUUUUUUCUUGUGAUGUUUUACUGCUUAUGAGUGGUUGGGCUUUUGUUGUUGUUUUGUUUUAAUUAAUUGGGACUAUACAUGUAGAUAGAUGUGCUUUAGUACCAAGAUGCCCUUUUUCCAAAUCCCCAAAUCUCUGAUUUCCACACCACUCCUUCACACGUCUGCUUUCUUGCUGAUAGCAGAGGACUUUAUCCCCACCUCCCUAGAAAGUGUGAGCACUGUGUUUCAGCGAGCUGCCUUGUGGGCUUUUGCUGAAAACUUCUCUGUAAACACAAUUGCCUUGUUCAGUUUUGUUGUAAACUGACUCACCAUGCGAUGCACUGUCGAUAGCUUCCUGAUAUGUGGUGGAUAAGAGUGAUAAAAUAAAGCUUACAAAGAAAAGAAA